This is a messenger RNA of Aspergillus steynii IBT 23096, 615 nucleotides long. RefSeq lists its product as uncharacterized. Lineage: Eukaryota; Fungi; Ascomycota; Eurotiomycetes; Eurotiales; Aspergillaceae. The record is from RefSeq and is a predicted model, not a curated record. The transcript has a single exon. The coding region runs from base 89 to 424 and encodes 111 amino acids.
GCUUAUAUCAUUGAUGCAGUCACCUUUGACUGCUUCCCAAGAGCGACCGACCACAGGAACCAGGCUGAGCGGCUAAAGUCCUUGUCGAAUGCCUAGCAUUGCAAACCGGAUGCGUUCGAAGCCUAGACUGACCUUAAUACGUUCAAUUUAUGACCGUUACAUCGUUCUUGCGACAAAACGCCCUAAAAGGUUCGAAGCCCAAUCCUUUUUGCGACCCAAUUUAGACAGGCAAUCUACGAUAACGAUAUGGGAUUCAAGAAGAGAAAGGAUCGCCCUCCGUCUUCUCCAUUCUCAAGAUGAUCCUCUAUUCCUGUUGGUCAUUUCAACUCAUUAUUCAUCAGCCUUUUGGCUUGCAACGUCAGCACUAAUAGGGGUUACAUUGGCGGGAAGCCGAUCGGAACCGAAUUCGGUGAACGAACGAUAGCCAUUGAAACACGGCGCAGGCGACGAUCUUCCAGUCGCGGAAUCGGAUGUCAAGCCACCCGCCGCUACGAUGCAAGCUAACGGCGUCGCGUCCGAGCAUUGCCUCCAAUCAUUUCUACCACAAGACAAUCCCAUCGGUGUUUGUGUCUUCCCCGGCCGUCCUUCUCCAUUUCCGUUUCUCGUUAGUCCAUU